CUAAUCAUUAUAAUUUUUUUAAUAUUAAAUAAUUCAGUGGUUUUUUCCCACAUCCCUUUUAAAGCCCUAUAAAUAGACACAAAAGCAAAAUGAUCCGUUUAAAACAUUGUUGCUAGAAAACAUUGUUACUCGAAAUUACAGGCUCAAUUUGAAUAUACGCUUGAGCCUUGAGGCAUCAUGGGAAAACAAAAUCGAUCCAUGGAACGGAGACAGAGAAGAUAUAAGGAGAUAGCCGAAGCCCGUGCUAUACCAUACUCUGAAGCGGACAGAUGGUGGUCUACAGAUACACUGGCAGUAGUAACUGGAAGUAAUAGAGGUAUUGGAUUUGAGAUUGUUCAACAACUUGCUAAGCAUGGCCUGGCUGUUGUUCUCACUUCAAGGGAUAGUGAUAAAGGACAGGAAGUGGUUGCAUCUUUACAGAAACAGGGAUUAAAUGUGGUUUUCCAUCAAUUAGAUAUAGUGGAUACAAAUUCUGUAAAUCAGUUUGCCAAAUGGGUUGAAGAAAAUUUUGGCGGCAUUGAUAUUCUGGUGAAUAAUGCAGGUGCCAAUUUUAAUACUGGCUCAAGCAACUCAGUUGAGCAUGCACAAACUGUGAUAUAUACAAAUUACUAUGGUUCCAAACGGAUGAUAGAGUCCAUGCUUCCUCUAAUGAGAUCAUCAGCAUCUGGUGCCCGAAUUCUGAAUGUUGGCUCCCGACUGGGCAGGAUAAAUGGAAGGCGGAAUAAAAUUGGUGACGAGCUGCUAAGGAAUCAACUUGAAGACGAGGAACAUCUUACAGAAGAACUCAUUGAUAAUACCGUUGAAAGAUUUUUGGAACAAGUGAAAGAAGGGACGUGGAUCUCUGGUGGAUGGCCACAAAAUUUUACAGACUAUUCAGUCUCAAAACUAGCUGUCAAUUCUUAUACUCGUUUGCUUUCAAGGAGGCUUUCAGAUCGCCCUGCAGGUUCAAAGAUAUAUGCCAACUGCUACUGUCCAGGCUGGGUCAAGACCGAUAUGACGGGUGGGGAAGGUAUCGCAACUGCAGAUGAAGGUGCAGAUACAGGAGUAUGGACAGUCUUACUUCCUCCAGAGUCACCUACAGGAAAGUUUUUUGCUGAAAGGCGUGAAAUACGCUACUGAGAUGACAAAUCCUAAUCCAUGUGCUUCUAACAAUCAGGUAAAGUUUUAAGGAUUCUCAUUGCUCUGAACCAAAUUGGCAGUUAAAUUCCCAAUUUACUGUUGUGGUACAUGCAAUAUAAGGUGGAAAUUAUUAAAUUGCAACUGUGAUUUAUUUUGAAUUUGAGUCAGUGACAUGCACAUAUGAAAUGCAUGGUAGCUGAGAAGUCCACUUAUAUAAGCAGUUGGAUUGCUCUCGAAUCAGUACUAGGCAUUGGGAGCCUAAAGAGGGUUGUGAAUUAUGUGUGAAGUAAAUUUUUAAGGAAUCUCGUUGAACCAAAAUGGCAGUUAAAUUCCAAUUUACUGUUGUGAUAGAUAAAUUAUUAAAUUGCAACUGUGAUUUAUUUUGAA
Cryptomeria japonica (Japanese cedar) is the source of this 1506-nucleotide messenger RNA. RefSeq lists its product as uncharacterized. The record is from RefSeq and is a predicted model, not a curated record. Gene Ontology annotation, molecular function: oxidoreductase activity, acting on the CH-OH group of donors, NAD or NADP as acceptor. Lineage: Eukaryota; Viridiplantae; Streptophyta; Pinopsida; Cupressales; Cupressaceae. The transcript is spliced from 4 exons. The coding region runs from base 178 to 1119 and encodes 313 amino acids. Gene Ontology annotation, cellular component: membrane.